Molecule: messenger RNA, 2138 nt
Organism: Malus domestica (apple)
Lineage: Eukaryota; Viridiplantae; Streptophyta; Magnoliopsida; Rosales; Rosaceae
Product: isopentenyl phosphate kinase
Cellular component (GO): cytosol
Molecular function (GO): kinase activity
Source: RefSeq, a predicted model, not a curated record
AUUACCAAACCCCAACCUAAUUGUUCCUCUCCUUCUCCGCCUCUCUCAUCUCUCAACAGUUUGAAAUUGAAGGUGGGUUUGUGGCCUAUGGGCAGUGGUAGUGGUGAUGAUAUCGUUUCUAUGAAGGAUUAGUUUACAGGGCUGUGAUUUCAUGUUGGUUUGGUGUGGGGGUUUGGUUUUUGACAUUUUGUUCAUAAGAUUACCUACUAAAAUUGCAGCAAGGUUCUUCUUGGUCUGUGGUUUGAUCUACUUUUGUGGUUUAAUUGUUGUGGAAGAUGAUGAUGGUUGGGUCUGCGUCCAUGGAAAGGCAAGGGAUGUGCGACGGUGGUGAGGGAGAAAGAGAGGGAUAAUAACUCUGGGGACCAGAGCUUGGGUUUCUUUGGAAUUUCAACUUUUAUGCAAGGGUACAAUGGGUAUGAAAAAUGGAUUCCUCAUUCCCUCAAUCCUCCGGAAUCCAAAUGCCAUCCAAUUGUUAGGACUCCAAUUCCUCCAAAUCUCGGAAUUGGAUUCCAAAAUUUGGAUGGGACCACUAAAUUUUGAUUUCCCAAAUAUGAUAAGCACCGGAAUAAUUUGUAAUCGAAGUUCAAUUCCGUUUCUCGUUAGGAGUCCAAUUCCUCCAAAUCUCGGAAUUGGAUUCCAAAAUUUGGAUGGGACCCACUAAAUUUUGAUUUCCCAAAUAUGAUAAGCACCGGAAUAAUUUGUAAUCGGAGUUCAAUUCCGUUUCUCGAUGCCGAUUACCUACGUAAACGUGCCCUAAAAACCCAGAACUUUUGAGAGUGUAAACUCAGAGCUUUAGGUCCCGGAAACCCCACAAAUUUACGAUGGAGGAGACCAACACAAAUGAUCUCCAAAGCGCUUCUGUCAGCCUCACGAAACCGAUUCGCUGCAUCGUCAAACUCGAUUGUUACAACACGAUUUUUUGCCUAGUCUAGGAGGUGCAGCAGUUACUUGCAAGAACGAAUUAGAGACAAUAAAUGAAGCAAAUCUCAAGAUGGUUUCGUCGCAGCUGAGGCAAUCAAUGGCUACGGGGUCGCCUUCUGGGGAGGUGCUUGGGAUGGAUUGGAGCAAGCAACCUGGAGAAUCAGAAAUUUCAUCUGCCAUACUUGAUUUUGAACAUCGGCCAGUUGCGGACCCCUGCCCCUUUAUAGUUGUUCAUGGAGCAGGUUCUUUUGGGCAUUUUCAAGCUAGUAAAUCGGGCGUUCAUAAAGGUGGGUUGUACCAACCCCUUGUCAAGGCUGGUUUUGUUGCCACACGCAUCUCCGUUACAAAGCUCAAUCUAGAAAUUGUUAGAGCGUUAGCCAGAGAGGGUAUCCCUUCCAUUGGAAUGUCUCCAUUUUCAUGUGGAUGGUCGACCCGUGAAAGAAAUAUAGCUUCAGCUGAUUUGUCUGCAGUGUCCAAGGCUAUCGAAUCUGGUUUAGUACCUGUUUUGCAUGGAGAUGCUGUGCUCGAUGAGUUACUGGACUGUACCAUAUUGAGUGGAGAUGUCAUCAUUAGUCACCUUGCAGCGCACUUGAAGCCUGACUUUGUUGUUUUUCUCACUGAUGUUUUUGGGGUUUAUGACCGUCCACCGUCGGAACCAAAUGCAGUACUCUUGAGAGAAAUCGCUGUGGCUAAAGAUGGGAGCUGGUCGAUCGUGAGCCCAACACUUGAGAACAUGAAUAAGCAAGUUGAGACAGAAGCAGCAGCCCAUGAUACAACAGGCGGAAUGCUGACCAAGAUAUCGGAAGCUGCCGCGAUUGCAAAACUCGGAAUCGAUGUGUACAUUGUGAAGGCAGCAACAACCCAUGCUUUGAGGGCAUUGAAUGGAGAGUUGAAAGGCAGCAUUCCAGAUGACUGGCUUGGAACGGCAAUCCGGUUUUCGAAUGAAUGAUCGAUCACUUUUGCUGUUAUGAACAAUCGAGGUGUUAAACGUAAACAUUCGGAGACCAACACAAGAAAGAAGUCGGCGUUUGGAGAAGACAUAGAUGUUAACCACUUAUGAUUAUAUGAACUGUCUCGAUACAAGAUCAGACAAUUGAGUGUUUGAGGUAAAAACAAAUUCAUUACCCGCUGCGACAGGCCAGCCAACUCUGGUCGUUUAUGAUUCAUCGGUCCUCAAAACUAGGUAUAUAAUGAGUGGUUUCAAAUUCAGAGGUUAA